AUGAGCAUAUCAGCGGCUUUCAGAGCCAGCUACCCGUGGAUUCAGGCGCCGCUCAUCGUGAGCGCGCCCAUGCGCCUGAUUGCAUUCGCUCCGCUCGCCGUCGAGGUGUCGCGCGCCGGUGGCCUGGGCUUUAUUGCUGCAGGAAGCGAUACAAGCACCCUCGAGCCUAGUCUCCGUGAAGCCCAUCGGCGGCUCACGACCGACCCCAUCCCCCGCUCAAGCCCGCACACGGUCCUGCCUGUUGGCGUUGGGUUCAUCAACUGGGGCGCGGAUCUCGAGCAAGCAGCCGCCUUGCUAGCAAAGUACACGCCUGCCGCUGCUUGGUUCUUCGCUCCGCGCAAGACAGACGACCUCGGGCGCUGGGCAAGCACCAUCCGCGAAGUCACCCAGCGGCGCACGAGCGUCUGGGUCCAGGUCGGCACCGUCGCCGAGGCAUUGGCCGUGACGCAGGCCUGCAAGCCGGAUGUUCUGGUCGUCCAGGGCACGGAUGCGGGCGGCCAUGGCCGCGAGCGCGGCGCGAGCAUUGUCGCUCUCGUGCCCGAGGUCGCUGACGCCAUCGCAGCCCUCAGUCUGCCGCCGGAGGAGACGCCGGCGCUGGUAGCUGCUGGCGGCAUCGCCGACGGGCGCGGCGUCGCGGCGGCGCUGGUUUUGGGGGCCGAGGCCGUCGUCAUGGGCACGCGUUUCCUCGCGUGCCCGGAGGCGGCCAUUGCGGCGGGCUACAGGGCAGAGGUCGUCCGCGCGAGUGAUGGUGGCGCCGCCACGGCAAGGACCAAGGUCUACGACCAGCUGCGCGGCACGACGGAUUGGCCAGAGGGAUACAACGGCCGCGGGGUGCUGAACCGCAGCUGGGAAGACGCGGCGAACGGGGUGCCGUUCGAGGAGAACAAGAGGCUCUACGAAGCGGCCAUGGAGCUUGGCGACGCCGGCUGGGGGCCGCAGGGGAGGAUGACAACUGCCGCCGGCCCGGAUGGCAUUGGCGACGCCUCGUGCUGCAGCAAUCCAGACCAAACAUUCCGCCUGGACUGGGGAGCCCUCUUCCUGCCCAGUCGCGACGAGCACCCCAGCCAACCGCUGGCCCCCCGUGACACGACCACCUCGACUGCGGCCGCAUCGUCCAUUGCGACUAAUGGCAUUCUGCUCGCCUCUGAAGACGACGACGCGAACUCGAAGAAGUGCCCGCCGGACCGCAGCGCCGUCGUCGGCCUCUCGACGGGCGUGCCGCUGGGCGUGUGCCUGCUCGCCGCCCUGGUCGCCAUCUUCGUGCUACUCGGCCGCGACCGCAAGGCCCGCGACCGCAUCCGCGCCCUGAACGAGGCCGCCCGCGAAGAGCGCGAGCGCGUCGCCCGCGAGCACAUGAUCCCCCGCGUCUAUGCCGCAUCCUACCACGCGCCGCCCCCGCCAGGGGCAGCCAGCGUGACGCGGUUCAGUCCCACCCACAGCGGGAGCGUGAUAGGCAGCAGCCCGAUACUGGCCGCGCCGCCGCCGCACACCCCAGAGGGCCAUCAGGGAGGGUUUGAGGGCUUUGAUGGCUCAUGGGCUUACGAGUACGACAACGAGCAGCACGGGUCGAGGAAGGAGAGAUUUGAGAUGACGCCUUAA
This is a messenger RNA of Lasiodiplodia theobromae, 1599 nucleotides long. Its product is annotated as 2-nitropropane dioxygenase. Lineage: Eukaryota; Fungi; Ascomycota; Dothideomycetes; Botryosphaeriales; Botryosphaeriaceae. Gene Ontology annotation, molecular function: nitronate monooxygenase activity. The record is from RefSeq and is a predicted model, not a curated record. Bases 1 to 1599 code for a protein of 532 amino acids. The transcript has 4 exons.